GCAGGUAGGUGAUCAUUGGUGAUACAAGGGCACUGUGUGGGACGCAUCAGUUGCUGAGUUUUGUCUCAAUCACUACUGCUACUUAUAUCAGACCGUAUUAUUUAGAAGCGCCUGCCAACUAGUUUUCAUGGAGAAUCAUUGAUAUCCUAUCGAUAUUUUCAUGACGAGUUAAUUCUGUCGGUGGAGUCAUCAGAAAAUCAGCUGUGUACAAUUUUUAUCAGAAUGCAGGUAGUAGCUACUCGACCAGCAUCUCUUACCUGGAGAUUUAUAAUGAGAAUGGGUAUGACCUGCUCGACCCCAAACAUGAAGUGUCCAAGCUGGAGGAUUUGCCAAGAGUUACACUUAUGGAAGAUUCAUCCCAAAACAUCCAUCUUCGCAACUUGUCUAUGCAUCCUGCAAGCAGCGAAGAGGAGGCACUCAAUCUUCUAUUCCUUGGGGAUACGAACCGCAUGAUAGCCGAGACGCCCAUGAAUCAAGCAUCCACUCGGUCUCAUUGCAUUUUCACCGUCCACAUCACAGCGCGGCAAAACGGUUCAGCCACGCUGCGCAAAGCAAAGCUCAACCUGGUGGAUUUAGCUGGGUCAGAGAGAGUGUACAAGAGCAAUGUGGUUGGGCAGCUGUUGACUGAAGCCAAAUACAUCAACCUUUCUCUGCAUUAUCUUGAGCAAGUCAUCAUUGCCCUGUCUGAGAGAUCACGCUCUCAUGUUCCCUAUAGAAACUCCAUGAUGACAUCUAUGCUGAGAGAUAGCCUUGGUGGCAACUGCAUGACAACUAUGUUAGCUAACCUUGCCUGUGACACCAGGAAUCUUGAGGAGACGAUUUCCACGUGCAGGUUCUCACAGAGAGUGGCCAUGAUAAAAAAUGAAGUCGUAUUAAAUGAAGAACUGGACCCACUCCUUCUCAUCUCCCAACUGAAGAAAGAAAACCAACUGUUGAAGGAUGAGCUAACACUAGUCAAUGGUGCUGAAUGGCUGCAGGAACUAAAUGAGGAUGAGAAGUUGAGGUGCACACAAGCAGUGAAGAGUUAUGUUGAAGAUCAGUCUACAGAUGAAAUACUAGAUGUUGGUGCAGAUAUGAGGAUGAUACUGCUGUGCUUCUCUCUUCUCAAGAAUAUCAUUAAGGAUAUGAAGCUAACCUGUUUAAGCAAAGAGAAGAUACAAACAGCUCCAUGCGCACCCAUUGCAUCUGGAGAGUAUACAAUGCAAAAAGAGGAUGAGAAAUUGAAAGACCUGCUGCAGCAAAGGAACAGUGAUAUAACAAUUCUGACGGAUUUGUUAAAAAAUGCAAGGCAUGGACCUGAUGGUAUGCAGGUGUUAACGUCAACGCAGCUAUCAGAAUGGACAAGGAGAAAAGUUGAAGUGAAAAGAGGCACCUCCGGUGAUUCCCCACAGGACUCAGGACAAUUAAGAGAAGCUUUCACAAGGUUCCGCAAAGAAUAUAAACAUGAGGAGGAAAUUGAAAGCAAGAAAAUGCAGCUAAGGACCAAGUAUGCAGAAGCUAAAGCAUUGGGAGAACAGGUUAAUCAGGCCAGAAACCUGAUCAAUGACUUGAAAUGUAAGCUACAAAAGUAUCAGAUGAGCAGAGCAAUGCAGGGGUUCAACCGUGAAGCCAACUUGGACAGUGCAGAAACAGAUGCCAUGGAAACGUCAUUGAGAGCUGAGAUGCAGGCAGGGAAGUGCAGGUACAAAGAAAAAUUUCAGCAACUUAGAGGCUUGAAAGCAGAAAUUGAACACUUGCACCACCUGUUGGAGAAAUCUAGAGUUAAAAUACAGCAAGAGUUCGAGACGUGGUGGAGCCAGCAGGGCAAUGCGAUGAAGGAUGAGGCAGUCUCUCCACGGGUCGGAUCUAGUUGGGUAUCUCGUAAUGAAGCUCAGAGCUGCCUGCGGGAGAAAACGCGCCGGGACUGUGAACAGACGACUGUUGCAGCGACCAGCACUGCCAGCCUUGACGCUGAAACUGUGAACUCGGCAGAAAUCGAAGCUGCCCGGCCGCCUCAUAGUGCAGUCAACAUACCAUUAACAGGUGAUUCUCAGGCUGAUGCAGACAUCAUCGCAUUCUUCAAGGCAAGGCAACGACUUGUACAAUGUACAAAUAUAGUUAAGAGAUAGAUCUGCAAUGAUGAUGGUGCUUAUUAGUAUAGUUGUUGUUGUUGUUGUUGUUUUAAACUUGUAAAGCUUGAUAGUACUUAGGUAUGAAAUGUUAACAUUGAUUUUAGUAUGUGGGAUUAGAU
Molecule: messenger RNA, 2230 nt
Organism: Priapulus caudatus
Lineage: Eukaryota; Metazoa; Priapulida; Priapulimorpha; Priapulimorphida; Priapulidae
Product: kinesin-like protein KIF6
Exons: 13
Coding region: 345-2108 (587 amino acids)
Biological process (GO): microtubule-based movement
Cellular component (GO): microtubule; kinesin complex
Molecular function (GO): microtubule motor activity; ATP binding; microtubule binding
Source: RefSeq, a predicted model, not a curated record